CUCCCCCCUCUCUCUCUGUGACAGGCGUCAAAAAUACCACCAAGGGAGCGCGGAUCAGCAGCUUUCCACGCAGCCACACUCGGCUGUUGUCCACCGUUCCGAUGCGUAAAUAUCCCCAAGAAAACUCUACUUUUCUCCAUUCAGAACCACCGAGGUGACGAUGGACAGAGCGUUUUAUUCUGAUUCUUCAAAGUAGCGAUGCCGGACUGAUUCGACUUUAAAUGUCUGUAAAAGGACAGCAUUCGACCACAUUCUUUGCAACACCCAGCACAUUUCUGCUUUGAGGGAGAAAAAAAACAUGAGGGAGAAGAUGUGGAUAUUUUACAGCGCUGACGACUCAAAGUGUCUUUUUUCUCUUUGGAAUCAGUGGUGUUUGUGUUACGCAGCGGUGGUGUGUUUGUUGUGUUCACCCGUCAGGACGGACGAUGCAUGUCCGUCGUCCUGCGUCUGUGCCAGAGACUCGGGGACGGUGACCUGUCGUGACGGAGAAGACACGGAGGUCCCGAGCGACAUACCGGAGUGGACAUCCACCUUGAUAGUUCAGGGUAGAAACAUCUCAACUUUACAGCGCGGUGCGUUCAUGACCAACAGCACGGAGUUGGAAAUGUCGAAACUCUCGCUGUCCGACAACGGGAUACAGGUUAUUGAACCUUACGCCUUCCUGGGGCUUCCCCGGUUGCACCUGCUGGAUCUGAGCCACAAUCAGUUGGAGUCUAUCUCAGCCAGGGCUUUCCACGGAUUACCAGAGCUGCGCUCUCUGUUCCUAAACUACUCGGUGUUGCCUGUGGCCACGGCGCAGCUCUCCAAUGCGCUCAGCGCACAAACUUUGCGCAAUCUCCAUAGACUGGAGUUGGCGGGAAACCAGCUAAAGUCUAUACCGCUGGUGAGGUUAGACAUGUAUAACCUCCAUGUGUUAGUUCUGAUAAAUAACUCGAUAGAGCGCAUCGGGAGGGAAAACGUGACCAGUUUGUACCAGCAAAGGCACAUACGCGUCUACUUGUCUUUAAAUCCGUUCUGGUGCGACUGUGAACUGGAGUCGUUUUACUACUGGCUGAAGAACUCAUCCCAGUGCCCGGAUGCAGGACAUCUACUGUGUAGUGAGCCGGAGGCCAAGAGGUGGAUUCCUGUUGAAAAGCUGCGGGGAGAGGACGUGGAUUGUAUGAACGAGAACCUGGAGGCGGUUUCGUACGUGUUCCUGGGUAUAGUGUUGGCCCUGAUCGGGGUGGUGUUUCUGAUGGUGCUCUAUCUCAACCGGGGAGGCAUCAAACGGUGGCUCAACAACAUCAGAGAGGCGUGCCGAGACCAGAUGGAGGUCUACCAUUACCGCUAUGAGCAGGACUCAGACCCGAGGCUGGCCAACGUGGCUGUUUAAGCUUUGAGAACAUCUGUAGGCUGCAGUGAGAGGACACUGGAGAACUACUUGGCAGUGACACUGUACUGUCAAAAUCAAUACCAAUGGCUUUUAAGACCAGUUUCGUCUUUUUCAGUAACUGGCCUAUGAACUGCAAGUCUCACUGUGAGAUGUGCAAAGAGCCAAACAGCUACAUGACUAUAAGGGACUAUUAAGUGUUCAUCUUGCACAACUGAAUACACUUCUUAGCAGUAUUGUACAUAUUGUAUAUAAGUCAAGACAGGAAUGCUUUUCAUGCAUAAUGUUAACUUACAGCAGCUUGUCCAACUCACUUAGUAUUAUUACAGUAUUAACCAAAUGAGAAUUACACAGUAAAGUUAUAUAGAAUUUCUGAUUUGAAAAGAUGAAAUGAAAGCUGUUGAACAGUCUGCUUUCAGGAAAAACUGCAGGCAGAACAAGAUGACUCUGCUUUUAAUCUGAAGGAGUGCAUAUUGCAUAAAAUAAAAUACAAAUAAGAGCAAAAGUGGCAAAGAAGGAGACAAGACAGAAUGAGGCAAGAAGGCUGGUGUGUUUGUCAGAGUGCCAUGUUUGUGGAAGCAGGUGGUGCUGAAGUAGACUGUUGUAUUUCAUUGUAAACCAUACAGGCUAAGUUACCAAUCUUGUCUUUAAGAAAAGCCUUUGAUAUUUGAAAAUACCAUGUAUCAUGUGACACCAGGUCACUUCAUCAGUAAAGCGAUGGAAGAGGAAGAGACAGAUUCUAACCAUGCAUGUGAUUUUAGUAGGCAUAGAAAACCAACCAAAACAUUAAUAAAAGGUCAAAUAAAAAUGUGGAGUUA
Molecule: messenger RNA, 2187 nt
Organism: Acanthochromis polyacanthus (spiny chromis)
Lineage: Eukaryota; Metazoa; Chordata; Actinopteri; Pomacentridae
Gene: tpbgl
Product: Wnt-activated inhibitory factor 2
Exons: 1
Coding region: 299-1372 (357 amino acids)
Biological process (GO): negative regulation of canonical Wnt signaling pathway
Cellular component (GO): plasma membrane
Molecular function (GO): protein binding
Source: RefSeq, a predicted model, not a curated record